AUGGCCACGCUCCUCUCUCGUUCGCCUCGGCGCCUCCUCCGCUUCCUCAAGCCCCAAACCCUACUCUCCCCGAGAUUGACCUCGUCUUCCCCUCCCCACGAUCUGCCGGCGAGGAUUCAGCCGCUGGGACUCAGAGAGUCGGGAUGGAGUGCGCCGCCGCAGUGGCAGUGGCACCGGCACCGCGCCCUAUGGACAUACUCCAACCCUCAGAACUCCGGGGCCUGCGACGCUGGCCUGGCCGCUGCUCCAGGCGCAUCGUCCCUCCCGUUGCGCAUGAGAAGGGGUCGCGCGUCGUCGAGCGACGCCGCCCAGGUGUCCGCCAAGGAAGGAGAUGGAGAUCCUGAGACAAGUUUGUGUAGCAAAGCCAUUAAAAUCAUGACGUACAAUGUGUGUUUCGGGAAGGAUUAUGAACUGCACAGCAGGAUUCUUGCUCUUGGAAAUAUUAUUCAGCACCACAGCCCAGAUCUUAUAUGCCUCCAGGAGGUUACACCAGAGAUACAUGGGCUUCUGCAAAAAUCCGCCUGGUGGCCAGAAUACAAAUGCUUCAUGUCUCGUAACAUGGAAUAUUACAUGGAGGGGGACAUGGCCCGUUCCAAUAUGGGGAAACCAUUGUCGAAACGAAAAAAAUAUAUGGAGAGAUCAUAUUUCUGUAUGCAGGUAUAG
Molecule: messenger RNA, 663 nt
Organism: Triticum dicoccoides
Lineage: Eukaryota; Viridiplantae; Streptophyta; Magnoliopsida; Poales; Poaceae
Exons: 3
Coding region: 1-663 (220 amino acids)
Biological process (GO): double-strand break repair
Cellular component (GO): cytoplasm; PML body
Molecular function (GO): single-stranded DNA binding; 5'-tyrosyl-DNA phosphodiesterase activity
Source: RefSeq, a predicted model, not a curated record